Molecule: messenger RNA, 2710 nt
Organism: Polyodon spathula (Mississippi paddlefish)
Lineage: Eukaryota; Metazoa; Chordata; Actinopteri; Acipenseriformes; Polyodontidae
Product: SLAM family member 5-like
Exons: 7
Coding region: 1596-2570 (324 amino acids)
Source: RefSeq, a predicted model, not a curated record
GUUGCCUCUCUGUGUGCCACAAAAGCGUUUGGCACUGCCUUCGAGGAAGAAUCCAGACUCAUUAGUGAAAUGGAAACUGUCUUCGUUGAGUGUGAAAUGCAGCGUGCCUUUCAGUAUCGCCCUCAGUAACGCACGUAGAGCAUGCUGCGCGCUUCUUGGAGAGAUAUGAACUACCAUCAAGUGUGUCUAACUACUGUGUGUUUGCACAGAGGUUACUAAGAGAAUACACGGGUGCUCACACAUGGGUGUUAUUGUGCAGAGUUAUGCUUCAUGUGGAAAUCUUUUUUGCAGCAUACAUGUCACAGUGGUAUGAGAAAAGGAUUAGGGUUGAAUUAUGCAAAAGCAUUUCCACAUUAGGUACAUUGCAACUCUGUAUAAUAUCACUUGUAUUUCCUAAGUUUAUUAAGAUUCUGCCUCGACUACAUGACUAGGCAACCCUGCAGACAGCCACUUCCACCCUCCUCACCCCUCUCUGUGUGAAGAAGGAUCUCCUGCUCUCUGUCCUGAGUUGAUCUUAUCUUGAUACCACUCUGCAAAAGGCUCAGCGCUGCGUAUUUUUAAAAGGCAAGCUGCAUCCUGUUUCAGUCAUUCUUAGCCUCUGUAGAAAAAGUGGUUUUGACAUUUCCGUUUUAAAAGCUGCGACUUUUUUGAAGACCACUCGAAAACUGACCAUUUUUAUAUUGCCUUAGUUUGUAACCGCGGCAGCUCUUAAAACACGUUCAAGUUUUUAUUAUUUUUUAUUAUUGGAAGAACUAGUUAAAGAGGCUACCUCUAUAUAGACAUAUACCUAAACACAUACGAUAACAUAUAGAGCACAUAGAGAAUGUACAGCAGCAUGCACAUUUGAAAUGAAAGCGCUAAAGCUGAAAAUCGUGGAGAAUUGUCAAAACAGGCUCAUCAGCGACAGUCAGAUUUAAUGGCUGCCAUAGCCGUCCACAAACGCAAUUCAUUUAAAUACUGCAAGAGAAAACGUAUAGGCUCACAUGGCAAAAACGUAGGAGGUUAUUUUUUUUUAAAUAACUUGUUUAAUAUGGCUGAUCAAAGCACAAAGCGGUCGAACGUUUUCAUUUUUCAUAGAUUACAGAACGGAGAUUGAAAUCCCCCACCACCCCCCAGAGCGGUGUUUUCACGCAGGUGGGUAUAUACAGGUUGUCAAUGGGGUAUUUUAAAAGAUACAGUUACACAAUACUGUACAUAAAUAUUUACAUACAUACAUUCAGAUAAUGUAAUACAGUAGAUAAUACAAUAGAUAAUACAGUGCUGUUCUGAUAAAGUCUUGCAAGCGCGCAGACCCUUCACCACAAAUACACACACCCCUUCUGUGCUUUAACAGACCGCCAGAGGAAAUGUGGCGUGACACGGUGUUAUUCUCGUCAAAUUACGAAAAAGAACACAUUUUAAGAAGAACUGGGAAGCUUGGUUAAUAAGCACUGGAAACGAGUCAGCUUACUGCGCGCAGAAUGAGGAUCGGCUAAAGCUGGGUGUUCAGAAAAGGGAUUCUGAAAAAAAGACGUUAUAAAUAGUAAUAAUAAUAAUAAUAAUAAUAACAAAAACAAAUUAAAAGCAAUUUGUUUUUAUUCACUCGGAAUUAUAUAAUGUCUACACACCGGAGAUCGCUUUAUUUCAAUUACGCGCUGUCUGUUUGCAUCGCGCUGCUGGGUUUGCUGGCGGCCAGUUCAUUAUCUCCUGACCCAGUCGUGAACGGGACUGUGGGGGAGUCCGUUCUCUUGCCCGCUGGGCUUUCUCAACCAGCACGCAUUACUGGAGUGCAAUGGAUUUUCGGUAAAGAUGUCAUUGCCGAUGAAGAGAAUAUUAAUGGAAUAACUGCCCAGUUCAGAAAUAGGGUGCAUCUGAACAGAAACGACUGGUCUUUAACAAUCACUCAGCUGAGAGCAGAAGACAGUGGAGGAUAUCAUCGUGAUAUUGAAACAGCUGACGGUCAGCUACCAGCGCUCAUGAUUACUCUUCAUGUCUAUGAAAAGAUCUCGGCGGAGAUGGAGAGGAAACCAUCGAAUGAAACCUGCAGUGCAACACUGCUGUGCACCACGAACCAAACAAAACACGUCUCCUACCGCUGGAAGAGAGGGGACCAGGAUUUACCCGAGUACGCUGGGAUGCUGGAGGUGUCCCUGAGCUCCGGAGAGAGGGGUGUGAUCUUCACCUGCGUCGCUUCUAAUCCAGUCAGCGAGGCAGCAGCAUCUAUCCGGGAGAGCUGUGGCGGUUUGUCAAAUAUUGUACCCUGGCAGAUCUAUGCUGGAAUAGGUGGGAUAUCGCUGCUGGUUCUCAUUUCUACUGUGAUUACUGCAGUGGUGUGCAAGAAGAAGAAACCCAAGGAAGCUGUGACAAAAACUCCUGAACAGUCGACUGUCUAUGCACAAAUUGAGAGACAAACUGCACAGACGAAUCACGUUGAAAAGUCUUCAGAUGCCCAGCAGAGUGACAAUCUCCCUAUGACUGUUUAUGCGACUGUGAAUCUCAAACAGGCACCAGGAAAGUCUUGUGAAACGCAGUACGACACAGUGAAAUUCAACCGAAAUGAUGAGGGAUCACCCUAUCAACAAAUACUGUAGCUGGAACCCUCAAAGGGAAUGUGUAUGGCAGCGAUGAAGAUUUAUCUUCAGCGUUGCUUGUAAUGUUAGACACAGGCAGUGCAAUGUUAAUUUCCACAUCUCUUGUUUUGUUUGAAUUACAGGCUAUCACCAAAUGUCAA